Messenger RNA from Dothidotthia symphoricarpi CBS 119687, 1149 nucleotides. Its product is annotated as glycoside hydrolase family 28 protein. The record is from RefSeq and is a predicted model, not a curated record. Gene Ontology annotation, biological process: pectin catabolic process. Gene Ontology annotation, cellular component: extracellular region. The transcript has 3 exons. Bases 1 to 1149 code for a protein of 382 amino acids. Gene Ontology annotation, molecular function: polygalacturonase activity. Lineage: Eukaryota; Fungi; Ascomycota; Dothideomycetes; Pleosporales; Dothidotthiaceae.
AUGGUCGCCCUAUCUCUUGGUCUGUUGAUCACAUCCCUUGUGGUGUCUGCCACUGCAGCACCCGCACCCGAGAUUACUGCUGCACCCAAACCCGAGGUCGUCAAACGUGCUACCAGUUGUACCUUUUCCGGCUCUGCUGGCGCUGCAUCUGCCAGCAAGUCUCAGACGGCAUGCUCUACGAUCGUUCUUUCCAGCAUCGCUGUGCCUUCCGGCACCACACUGGACCUUUCUGACCUUGCGGACGGUACGACAGUCAUUUUCCAAGGCACCACUACCUGGGGCUACUCAGAAUGGGCCGGCCCCUUGCUCUCAAUCGGCGGCAACAAGAUCACGGUUUCAGGUGCUUCUGGAGCUGUACUCAACGCUGAUGGAGCGCGUUGGUGGGACGGAGAAGGCAGCAAUGGCGGCAAGACCAAGCCGAAGUUCUUCGCUGCGCACUCUCUUACCAGCUCGACUAUCACCAACUUGAGCAUUAAGAAUACCCCUGUUCAGGCUGUCAGUAUCGCUAGCUGCGAUGGUCUCACCAUCACGGAUAUGACGAUCGAUAGCUCGGAUGGUGACACUGAUUCCCUUGGUCACAACACUGACGGCUUCGAUAUCGGAACGAGCUCAAACGUGGUCAUUAAUGGAGCGAAAGUGUACAACCAGGAUGACUGUGUAGCCAUCAACUCAGGAACUAGCAUCACAUUCGAGAACGGAUUGUGCUCGGGAGGCCAUGGAUUGUCCAUUGGAUCGGUCGGUGGUCGCACAAGCAACACGGUAGAUACUGUGACAUUCUACAACAACCAAGUCACCAAAUCCGUCAAUGGUAUUCGCGUCAAGGCCUCAGUAGGCGAUACUGGCACCAUCAACAAAGUGACUUACAACAAGAUCACUCUGUCUUCCAUCUCCAAGUACGGUAUUCUCAUCGAGCAGAACUACGACGGAGGUGACCUGAAGGGAACCGCGGGAACUGGUAUCCCCAUCACUGCCUUGACGAUCGAGAACAUCUCCGGAUCUGGUGCCGUAGCAAGCACUGGUUACGAUGUUGUUGUCACCUGUGGUAGCAGCACCUCGUGCACUGGCUGGACCUGGAGCAGUGUAGUUGUUACCGGCGGAAAGACUUAUGGCAGCUGCACCAACGUUCCGAGUGUUACCAAGUGCUCUUAG